[Torrubiella] hemipterigena is the source of this 3594-nucleotide messenger RNA. The record is from the annotation of a GenBank genome assembly. NCBI's taxonomy places the organism in Eukaryota, Fungi, Ascomycota, Sordariomycetes, Hypocreales, Clavicipitaceae.
GUCCGAUCUCGCCCUGCCUUGUAGAAUUACACCCAGUGGGCGUGUUGUUCUGCUACUUCUGAUUGUGGUGUUGAAAUCGUUGUUAAUGAUGAACAUGAUACUAGCGCGGAGGCGUGCUUGGUGGUGUAUCACUUCAUUCAGUCCAGUCUGCUCUGUUAUAACUGGCUAGAGUGUGUGAUGAUAUGCAGUUAUUACUCACUACUGUAAUUGCAAGGAACACGCCAACACACAUGAAUUAACAAGAAAAUGAUAUGCUGUGCAAGCGAAUUCACCUUCCAGCAACAUGUUGAUCUUUUCACUGCCGCUUUUGAAGCUUACAUCGGCGGCACCAAAGCAUUUGACACCGAGGUGCUAUAUAAUCUAGUUAUGUUGAAUCAUAUCUCUCUUCCCCUGAGCUCGGUCUACUGUGACGAGCAAGGCAAGCCUAAGAGCGCCUGCAGAUAACUCCUGCCCCCCCGUCGACGUAGCUGAAUGCAAAUCUGGACCACUGCCCUGAUUGGUCGGGAUAAAUACAAAAUACACCCUCAAAGGCCCCGCAAGCCAAUCAACGACUGACUUAUCGCAUAGUCCUACUCCUUUAGGAAACGGACUGAGCUGGGCUCUGUUGAAGUACAUAUCUGGAGCAAUUUCGCAGCGGAUGUUGGCAAAGGCGAGAAAAUGUACGCUCUCCGCGCAGGAAAGUCGCCCUGCUUCUGGAAGACCGCCCCACGCUCCCACGCUCCCUCAAGAGCCUCAUGAUAAUCCUGCAUUUUGCCGCACCACCCUCGGGUUGUUUAUGCAUAAACGAGGCGGCCCACCGCGAACGACGCCCCCAAGUAUAGAUCCAGGGGCUUAUACCCGCCGACGACAAUUGACAACAUCCACCACGCUCUGAGUUUCAAAACAUGGGUGACAGGCGCUUUCUCUGCGGACAUAAACCCGGAUCCGCUGCGGCUGGGAGUCAUGCCCUGUCAGGCUUCCUGGCAGCGACAAGGGCAUAACUGUCUGUUGCCGGCCACAGGAGCCCAAUGCGGCAAGCCACAGAAACUACUUGCCGGAUAAUAAGUAAGCGGAGAGAUGAACGGGACAAGCAGGCAUUGCAUAUGUGACAGGGGAGUAGGAAGUUUGAGCUACAAGUAUAGACAUGUAGCCUUUUCCGUCGCGUGCAGGUGCAGCCAGACGAUCUGUGGUAUAUCUUAUACACUACAGUCUAUUCAGAAAUGCGCUCUCAUCAGCAUAUCGCCGCCCUCGCCCUCGUCGCCGCAGCUUCUGCGCAGGACUGCGACUAUGGCAAGGGCCACAACUGCAUCAAAGCGCAGACGACAGCCUCGGUCGCCCUUCCCAUUCCCACGCUGUUCCCCUCAGCCAGCCCCCCGACCUUUGUCUACGCCAUCGACGACCUCGACCACGCCGACAUCAUCGCCAUCACCGCCAACAACAACGGCGUCAAAGUCCCCUCGGCCUCUGCCAACGGCCCCAUGCAGGCCGUGUCUUGGUGGUUCUCGUACGACAACGGCACGGUGAACCUCGAUUCCAAGCAGGAGCGCGCCUACACGGCGUGGGCGCUUGAGUCCAACUCGACGAGCGACCUCGGCGGCGCGGACGGCGGCUGCGAGGGUCUGCUCGGCGCCGACUGCGUCGCAGACCUCAAGACGCUCUUCACCGACAAGAGCACGCUCCAGAUCGGCAGCACUGCUGCCUCAGGCGCGCUGUUCAAGUUCUUCGCGACGCCGCCCAAGAACCUACGCUGCCCAAGCAUCUUCUGGGGUGACGGGUCGGGCAGGGAUCUGACGCUGUACGGAACGUCGGACACGCGGCCCCUGGUUCUAAACGCGCAAUGGUUCGCGCGCCUGUCUAGUAAGUUGCUGCUUGGUGCCAAGCCGGUGCCAGGUAACGCAUCCUACACGCAUGGCAUGACCGCGAUGCGAUUCCGCUCCUUCGAGAAGCAGAAGGAGCUCGCCAUCGUCGCCUUUUCGCUCGGGUACCCCGCUGGCGGGCCCGGCGACCGCGCCAACAACACGCUGAGCAUGGCGUGCCUGCGCGCAGGUGCAGCGGCAAAGGACAGCACCGGCGGCAGCGAGAGCUCAGGGGACAAGAAUAAUUCCGGUGCUGCGUUGGGCAUCAGCAUGGGUGCCAUGGCUACGGCCGCUAUGGUGCUGUUGCUCAGCAUGUAGGAAUAGGUUAUGCGACGGAGCAUUGAAAACAAUGUCACGAUGUAUAACUCGGGCUGUGCGAGACAUGUCGACAGGAAUAAAGCGCCAAAUGAUAGACUUUCUCAGCACAAAAGCACUACGUAGCCGCACAUUAACACUAAGCAAAGGCGUAUCCGGGAUGCCCGAGUACCGUUGCAGUGCUUCCACAUCGAUCGCGGAUGGCUUAUGUAGUUUGAGAACAAGUUGGGACAUCAUUAUUUGUUCUGUGUAGAUUUGGUUUGAGAAUCAUCAGCAGUCGAUUUAAAACGAUUCAGCUCAACAUCAACCGCCAGGUCAGACGGUCGUCGGCUGCUGCCGGGAUCGGUUCGCCGGCCCGCCAUUCCCAGCGGCGCCCGCCCGUCGCGCGUGAGCUUGAAGCCGUUGCGGCUCAGCAGCUUGUGCCUGGUCUGCAGGUGGACUGCGCCCUGGGGUGCAUCGUUGGGGAUGUCAAUGACGUGACCUAGCGCAUCGGCCCCAAGCUCGCGUGACGCGGCAAUGACAUGGUCGAGCAGCGUCUGCCCGGUCUCGGGCGUGCGCUCCCAGUCCGUGUCGAACAGGACAAAGUCGGUGGGCUUGUCGUGGCCGGGCCGCGUCCACAGGGCGAUGCUGCCCGUCACUUUGCCGUCGCGUUUGGCCAGGAAACACCAUUCGGGCCUGACGCACCCGACUUUGAGCAGCUUGGUGAGAGCAGCGGCGGUGUCGGCGUUGCGCUUGGCGUCAGCUGUGGUGUAGAGGUUGGGGAUCUCGUCCGGUCGAGCUGGGCGGAUCAUGGUGCGUGUCGUUUGAAGGAGCAAUUGAUUGAUCGCCAAGCUCAAAGGUGAAAAGACAUAUGGUAGUCCCGCCAGGUCGCUGGAUUAUAAAGGGCUCUCCGCUUGUCCCACCAUCAGCCUUAUGCUGGAUAGGUACUUUUGUGACUCAGCGGUUCAGCUACCAGUCAUGGAUAUCCAUCUUUUGGCACAUUUCAAAAAGCAUCAAUGGCUGUGUAUUGUGGCCCAGGCCGGGCUACGAAGACGCUGGAGUGAGAAUAUAGCUGUUGAAACACAAGCCGGGCAAUAUGACUAUGUUUCGGGUGCGAGCAAAGUUCUUCUGUCCUCACGGUUGGCCGGAUUAGCGAAUCGGUGAGUCCCAGGAAAGCUCUUAAUUAGCCUUGACGGUGCAGCGGAUCACUCUAGCUCGCCCACGUUGCCAUCUCAGCAGCCCCACGGAUCCAAAACUACAGUAGCGAACAACAAAAGGACAUUAUUAUACAGUGUGGCUGUUAUUUCGUGCCCUAGAAAUGGCGUGGCCCAGGAAGUGGAUAUGCCCAACUUGUGAAAGGUUAUGAGAUGACAAUGCAUAACGCAGCGUUCCUAGCCAAAGAGAAUGACGAUUUACGUAUCGCCAAUGGACGGAAUAACAAAAAACAACAGAAAUGACGGCGGAG